ACCCUAGGAUAGCCAGGUGGGCUUUAGAAUUCCAAGGUUAUGAUUUUGAAAUUGUGCAUAGGGCAGGUAGCCGCAUGCAACAUGUUGACGCACUGAGUAGGUGUACAAAUAUUAUGGUAAUACAAACAAACAGUUUCGAAGAUAAUCUAGUUAUAUGUCAAGGGAAAGAUACAAAAUUAAAAGAAAUCAGGCAAUUGUUAGAAAACACAGAAAAUAAAUUGUAUGAGAUGAGAAAUGGUAUAGUUUACAAAAAGACAAAUGAAAAUAGAUUGCUGUUCUACGUUCCGAUAGAAAUGGAAGAACAAGUGUUAUACAAAUAUCACAACGAACUUGGACACGUAGGAAGAGACAAAAUGAUAGAAGCUAUAAUGAAGAACUAUUGGUUUCCAAAUUUAAAACAGAAGUGUAGCACACAUAUCAGCAACUGUUUAAAAUGUAUUUCAUUCAGUCCCAAAACAGGAAAAACAGAAGGAUUUCUACACAACAUACCUAAGGGAAACAAACCUUUUGAAAUAAUCCAUAUUGACCAUUAUGGUCCAGUAGACUUGGCUAGACCGAAGAAACAUAUUCUAGUGAUAGUAGAUGCAUUCACAAAGUUUGUCAGACUAUACGCAACAAAAACUACGAACACAAAAGAAGUCAUACAAUCGUUAAACGACUACUUCAGAGCAUACAGUAGGCCUAAGUGUAUCAUAUCAGAUAGAGGAGCAUGUUUCACGUCUGGCGAUUUUGACUCAUUUUUGAAAGAAUGCAAUGUUAAACACAUAAAAAUUGCAACAGGAUCACCACAGGCCAACGGUCAAGUUGAACGUAUAAACCGAAGUCUUGGUCCAAUGAUUAGCAAGUUAAUUGAACCUGAUCAAGGUCUACACUGGGACUUAGUCUUAGAAAAGGUCGAAUAUACCCUGAACAAUACACAACACCGCAGCAUUAAACAGUAUCCUAGCAUAAUGUUAUUUGGGUUACAACAAAAAGGACAAAUUAUGGAUGAGUUAAAAGAAAAAAUUGAGGAAAUUGGAGAAACGAUUGAAGAAAGAGAUUUAGAAAGUAUUAGAAAUAAAGGCGAGGCAAGUCAGAAAAUAGCACAAGCAUACAAUAAAGAAUAUGUUGACAAAAAACGAAAACGAUCAGGAGUGUUCACAAAAGGCGACUACGUCAUGGUUAAAAAUUUUGACUCAACAACAGGCAUAGCUAAGAAGUUAAUUCCAAAGCAUAAAGGACCCUAUGUCAUAAGCAAAGUUCUCAAAAAUGAUCGCUUCCUUCUGGAAGAUGUUGAUGGAUUUCAAAUUUCUCGCAAUCCUUACCGGGGUGUAUGGAGCAUACAGAAUAUAAAACACUGGCAAAGAAAAAUUAAGAGUCUACAAAAUAGAAAGUAUAAUUUGAGAAACUCUGUACAAAAUAGAAAGUAUAAUUUAAGAAACUCUGUACGAAAUCGAAUGUAUAAUUUAAGAAGCAAUUGUAAAACAAAGAAAACAAACAAGAAGAAAAGAAAACCAAAAAAAUGUUUAAGACCGUUCAAAAGUAUCUCCACUGAGAAGAAUAAAAUAAGAAACAGGACCCUUAGCUUUAAGAAACGUUAAUUGUUAUAAAAUCCUACGAUCGGGAGAUCUAGUUGUCAGGACGGCCGAGUUGUAGUAGGCUGCUCCUUCUACCCUCUUCCGUUACUCUUAGUCAUACAUACCUAAUUAUACAUAGCCAAUCUAGUCAUAAGCUUAUACACUCAUACACCCAUCCUUAACAUACGAAUAUUAUCGAGAAACUUAUCGACUAAUCGACUCGCCACUCUGCAGAGAGCACGGCAGUCAGUCGCUGUUGAACCAAGCUAAAGGACAGAUCAAAAUAAAAGAGUCACGUGAAAUUGUAUUAGAAUA
This is a messenger RNA of Drosophila santomea, 1871 nucleotides long. RefSeq lists its product as uncharacterized. The transcript is spliced from 2 exons. Gene Ontology annotation, biological process: DNA integration. Gene Ontology annotation, molecular function: nucleic acid binding. The record is from RefSeq and is a predicted model, not a curated record. The coding region runs from base 75 to 1580 and encodes 501 amino acids. Lineage: Eukaryota; Metazoa; Arthropoda; Insecta; Diptera; Drosophilidae.